Messenger RNA from Besnoitia besnoiti, 1212 nucleotides. RefSeq names its product SAG-related sequence. The record is from RefSeq and is a predicted model, not a curated record. Lineage: Eukaryota; Apicomplexa; Conoidasida; Eucoccidiorida; Sarcocystidae. The transcript has a single exon. Gene Ontology annotation, cellular component: membrane. The coding region runs from base 1 to 1212 and encodes 403 amino acids.
AUGUGCCGUGCCCGUACGAUGCUUCUCUAUUUUGACCGCCAGAUUGACACGGGCAGCCACAAGAUGCCACGCAGCGUUCUGCUUUUUGCACUGCUGUGCGCCGCAGUGAUUCCCCUGGGGGGGCACGAGGCCAGAACCAGCAGAAGAAGUCUUUUAUUUGGUUCGGCAGCGCCAGUCCCCAAAACGCGGACCGGACCAGGCGUCAUAGAAACUGGAAUUUGCGAGACAAAUGAGCAGGGCGAAACGACAUGUACAUGCACGCAGUCACCGGGCAAGAUUAGAGAGCCUCGUGAAGAAGAAGCUAAUACCGUGGGUGAGCAUCAUGUGUCUGCCAAGAUCGAGUUUGCGGGGGAAACAAACACGCUGAAGCUCGUCUGCGACAUCAACGGAGGCGUGGUGCCAACGUCGUUACCUCAGAGCAAGGUAUGUCCCGGAAAUGUGCCCUUCUCUGAAUGCAAGGAUGAGGCCGGGAAGAAGGUUGCUGUAAGCAUUCAGGAUUUUCUUGACGGAGAAAGCAGCAAAAAAAUCUCUUGGAAGACCAACGGGAGCGCCGCUACUUAUACGCUGACCAUUCCCCAGUCUGCAGCCCCGCUCUCCGACAAGGCCUUCUGGGUCGGCUGCUCCCCCACAAAGCAGCAAAAACAGACCAUCAACAGAGCGGCGUGUCAAGUGUCCGUGGCACUGAAGGCAAAGGAAUCGACAACAAUCGACGGCAAUGUGGUUCGGUGUGCGUACGGAGCCACCAGCAACGAGAAAGGCCCGCAGAAAGUGACCUUGUCCCCCAAGGCAAACAGCCUGACUCUCGUCUGCGGCUCAGAGGGGGCGAUUCAGCCGACGACGUACAAUGAACACUUUUGCAGCGGACAGAUCAGUGACAACUGUUCUGACGCGUACACUGCCGUCCUUCCUGACUUUCAGAAGGACUGGUGGACGCCCGAUUCCUCCGGCAAGACCCCGUACAAGUUGGUGAUUCCGGAAGAUAAAUUCCCUGAGAAGGAGCAGCACAUUUCAGUUGGAUGCAAGUAUUCACCUGCACAGCCGGGUUCUCGGGCUUCGCUUGAUGCGCCUCAGUCUGUUGGACCGACUCUCUGCGUGGUCGACGUGACGAUUGUGGCAGCAGAGUCUUCCUCAUCGGCAGCCGCCCGCCGUUGGCUGUAUUUUGUCUCUAGCGUCGUUCCUCUUAUUAUCGGUGCAUUUGCUUCCGUAUACUAG